AUAAUGCAUAUGAAGUAGAUGGAUGCGGAACAACCGGAACGACACAUCACUAUAAAAAAUGUUUCACAAUCAAAAUCAAUAUUUGCCGCGCUCGCUGCCUUCUUCAAUUGUAGAGGAUGAUUGUUUUGUCAACGUCAAUAAUAGCAAACACAUCGAAUGUAUAAUACCAACGGCGGAGAUAAUGGUCACAUUUCGUGGCAAUACCCAAUUCCAAAGGCAAUGUUAUGUUUAUGCGGAAAAAAUUGAUUUGAAGGAACUCAUUCAAUUACGCUUGACAGAAAAGUGCGAUCAGCGGAAAAUGUAUAUUAGCACUGUGGAUAGUAACUCUUUCCAGGAACUGAAGCAGGAUCAGUCAUUGCAUGUUAGUUUCUCGGGAUUUGUUGAGAAUUUGAUACAUUUACUAAAGGAGUGCCAUGCAGGAAACUUAGAGCUGAACCUUCAAGAACCACAAAAGGAUAAAUGUGCCAGUUCCUCUGUAAUGAAUAAUUGUGGGGAUGGUUAUCAACUGCAAUUCGUUGAGAGAAGAUCCUUUAAAAAUUUAGUACAUCUAAGCUUGCCAACUCGCAAAGCACCGGUUAAUGUUGUGCUAUUUUAUAUGAACAAUAUUUUAGAGGCAAUACAGAAAAAAUUUAUGCAUCAGGAAAAGGACAAUCAACAGUUGCAAAACGAAAUUUUUACUAGAAACCAGAAAAUUGAAAUUUUAGAUACGGAAUGUAAAAAACUAAGAGAAACUAUCAUUGAAAGUGCCCGGAAUUUAAAUCAACAACAUGCUGAGGAAAUUCAUCAAUUACAAGAAAAAAUAAGAACGAGCAAUGAACAUCGACAACAAGAAAACGAUAAAAGCCGAAACACAAUAAGUGCUCUGCAGAAGCAAAUCGACCAAAUAGUUCUGGAAAAACAAUCAAUGCAUAAUGAUAAAGUGCAGGAAGAAAAACGCAAUGCAAUGUUGAAUGAAGAACUUUCUGAACUGAAGAUUAAAUUGUCAAAAUUAAAAGAAUCAAAUGAUAAAUUACACCAAGAAAUUUCCAUACUAAAGAACAGUGAACGCAAACAUGAUAUGCACUUGCAAGAUUGCAGAAAGGAGGCUAACGAUUUAAAGGACGCACUUAAGAAAGUCGAAAAGACCAGAGCUGAUUUAAUGGCCGAACUAGAAGCCGAAAAGAAAAUAAGCCACACUAAAAGACAAGCAUUAGAAAUCGCCACCGAGGAAAUUUCGAAAGCCAAUCAGAUUAUAUUAAAGCAAAGCCAAGAACUCAACAAGUUAAAGAAAGUGAUUAGUUGGCGGACGGAAGUUGCUUUACAGCAAGAGCAAACCAUAACAGCGAAAAAUCUUCAAAUAAAACAACGAGAUGGUCAAAUUGAUUUUCUCAAGCAAACAGUAGAUGCUUUAAGGAUAGAACUACCGAAGGAGCUGGACUCAAUGAGAAAAUAUGCCACUGCAUUGGAUGCCAAGUACUCAGAACGUAUGUAUAUCAUAUGUAGUUUAGUAAAUUGGUAAAUUCUAAAUCGCUUCAAUGCAAACCAAACUGAAACCACUGGAGAGAGACCAUAAAAAGACUGGAUAAGACUGGUAUAAUUUCUAGAAAAACAUUAUUAAUAGUUGUUUGUAAUAAAAAUUAAAUUAAAUAAUA
Molecule: messenger RNA, 1631 nt
Organism: Musca domestica (house fly)
Lineage: Eukaryota; Metazoa; Arthropoda; Insecta; Diptera; Muscidae
Gene: Sas-6
Product: spindle assembly abnormal protein 6 homolog
Exons: 5
Coding region: 59-1498 (479 amino acids)
Biological process (GO): centriole replication
Cellular component (GO): centriole; centrosome
Source: RefSeq, a predicted model, not a curated record